This is a messenger RNA of Fundulus heteroclitus (mummichog), 4066 nucleotides long. RefSeq names its product histone H3 associated protein kinase (gene haspin). Gene Ontology annotation, cellular component: cytoplasm; nucleus. Lineage: Eukaryota; Metazoa; Chordata; Actinopteri; Cyprinodontiformes; Fundulidae. The record is from RefSeq and is a predicted model, not a curated record. Bases 260 to 3913 code for a protein of 1217 amino acids. Gene Ontology annotation, molecular function: ATP binding; histone H3T3 kinase activity. Gene Ontology annotation, biological process: protein phosphorylation; intracellular signal transduction; mitotic cell cycle. The transcript is spliced from 17 exons.
UCCCGAGAAUUUGAACAAGAAGCGGUAGACUGGCGACAGAAAAUCUGCUCAUCGCAUGGAUUCAGUGUUGCGAAUAGUAUUAUUUUUUUCCUGUUAGUUGACUAAAUCUGUCUGUUAGGGUCUGUUCUUAGUAACAGCGCCCAUGUGGCAGUAUGUUAUUCAGUUCUUAGGCGGAACUUCUUUCCUGUUGUGUAGCAACGUCAGGUGGUUUUACGUCGCUGCUUGACGCGGAUUUAGCUGACGUUGUUUUGUUCCAGCCAUGAAACCAUUCAAACCGCUGUUUCUGAAGACCUACGGUAAACAGAGGCGGAGGCUCUCCGCUUGGAUCUCCUCCGACGACCGAAGGAAGGCUUUCGACAGCACCCCGUCGUCCGAUGACACGUCCGCGUUCGAGGCCGCUAAACCCAGCAAGACACGGGCAAACCGCGCAAAGGUUGGCCGUGGAAACGCAGAACGUCCUGCCAAGACUAAAGCAAAGCUGUGCUUGUAUGAGAACAGCUGCGAUGAGGAGAACAUGAGCGACGAAGAGAACAAGCCUCCCGCCAGCUGGGUGUCAGGAAAGACCACUAGAGGGAAGAAGAGAGACGUUUCCAGUAGCAAGUGGAAGGCCGAUGUGUUUUCGUCUGAGAGCAGCAGAAAUGAGGACGUCAUGAAACUGCCUUCUUUACCCGCAAAGCGUAAAAAAACAACAGCCAGAGGGAAGAAGAGAGACGUUUCCAGUAGCAAGUGGAAGGCCGAUGUGUUUUCGUCAGAGAGCAGCAGAAAUGAGGACGUCAUGAAACUGCCUUCUUUACCCGCAAAGCGUAAAAAAACAACAGCCAGGACCAGCCGGCUUGCACCUGUGUGUGUCGACACACGGCGGAGAGAUCGGGGGGUCUCGAGCACCAAUGAGUUUGAGGAGGAGACAUCUCCGCCGAAACGCCAAAAAACCGAAGCAAAAACAAAGUCGGACUCCAGUGUUCGCCUCCCGUCCACCAGCCGCUUCAUAACCCGUCGAAGACGUGCGGCGUCCACCAAAGCCCCUGAAGCGAGAGUCAGUUUUGUCAACUCCUUGGACGACUUCACUUCCGGGCCCUUUGGCCCCAGCAGGAAUCUGCAGCCCUCCAGCAGACAGGAGGUCCCGUUCAAGCUGUCCAGCUCGGAGAGCUCGGCGAAUGCCACCGGCAGCCCUUUCAGGGAGAUCUCCCUGAAUGAGUUCGCCGCAGGCCGCAUCAGAUCCGUUUCAAGGAAGCCCAUCUUCUGCUCCACGCCCUCGGCGCCCAGCUCCAACAAGCGAAGAUGCCCGACGUUCCCCAGCCUGGUUUCCCCUCCUCCAGAAUGCAGCUCUAUAGGCGCGUCCAGCACUUUCCCAGAAGACCCGGACCCACGGCGACAGCCGGGGUCACGUCACACGGAGAGGCUGCAGAGAGAAAAACGGUCCCUCGACUUAUUUUCCGAAUCAGACGGAGGCGCGUGCAGCGACGGCGCAGAAAGCCACGGCAGCGAUCCGGAGGGAGGGAAGUCGGCCAGCGUAGACCUGCUCUCUGCAGACGGUGAGAGCAGCAGUCUGUUCACGUCGGCGGCAGCGGGGGUGGAGUGGCUGGCCGAGGCUCUGAAGGAGAGAUGUCUGAGGAGGCCCUGCGCGGUUCGGCUGGAGAGAUUAAACACCUUCCCCCUGAGCCAGCUCUGCGGCCAGACCAUCUACUCGUCCUGCUUGGAGCUGUCGGGCCCAGAAGCAGAAGGGUCGGCUCAUCGCGGUGCCUCUCCGAGCUGCCGUGGUGUGCCUUCAGGCAGUAAGUCAGAGACAUCGGCAGUGAGAGAAAGUCAUCUGCUGUCGCCUGAGCUCUUUUACAGCAGCUAUAAGGAAAUGACCGGCACGCAGUUACCAGCUCGCAAAGCAUCGGCAGCGCGGUUAACCGAUGGAGAGGCCACGGCGGCCAGGAGCGUAUGCACAAAGAAAUGCGUGAUUCUGGCAGAGAAACUCCCGCUGUCUGUUUUGCGAGCUUUCACCCUGCAGAGAGAGGCUGAAAGGACGAGAGGGAUGGUGCGUCUCUCAGAGUCUGACCGUGAUCCAGACGCUAGGAAAGAACCAGACACUGUCAGCGAGGCAGCAGGGCUAACGUCGGAGCAGAGGGACAAAUCUCUGUCCUCCGAAGCGCUCGCUAACGGAAAGGACGCAUCUCUGUCAAAGUCGACAAAAGUCAGAGACUUUAAACCGUCGACCAGCGCCUCAGACUCAUCCAUCGAUCCCCAGACCGCUCAUCUCGCUGACAGAAAGCACGGAGAGGACGCAGCCUCUUUGGAAAUGGCUUCAAAAAGCAGCAGCUCUGGCCAGGAAGAGGAAGAGUCCGGAAGAGAUUCGCCCAAGAUAGACAAGAGGUCCCUGGCCCACAAGGAGAGGAGGCGGAGGAGCCCGUCGGCGGACAGGACGGGGACCACGAGGAAGGCGUGCGUGAGCGGGAUGAGCGUGAGCCGCUGGAAGAGCAGAGGAGCCGGCGGCGCUUGGGCCGUCAGGGGCAGGGAGCUGAAGAAGCAGCGCAGCAGCACGGCGUGGGACUGCAGCAUCGAGAUGAUCACCAAGCAGCCCGACUCGCAGGAAUUGCUGGACGCGGCGGCGAACCUCUCCACUCCGCUGAGGACGAGUCGGCUCAACCUGUCGUCUCUGCUGGCCAACUUCACGCCGAGCACGCACAUCUGGAGCCGGCUCAAGGCCAGCCUCUCCAUCCAUCACAGGAGCACGGUGAAACUCACUCCGAUGAGUUCGGACCGAGCGGCGACGCGCACUCCUAGACGGAGGGGAUCACCAGACCAGAAUCUGUUGGCCACCACCGUGCGCACCCCGCUCUCCAGGCGCCUGCAGUCACAGCUGCUGAGCCAGCACUCCCUGAUUGUUUGUGAUGAUUUGGAUCUGACGGACGCAGAGAAGGUGUAUGCGGAGUGUGGCCAGCGGUGUCCCUUAGCCUGGGAAGAGUGUAUUCUCCCUAAUCGUAUCAAACGGUGUGUGAAGAUUGGUGAGGGGACGUUUGGUGAGGUCUUCUCUACCACCAACGCCACAGGAGACACGGUGGCACUCAAGAUCAUUCCAGUAGAGGGCAGCGAGAAGGUGAACGGAGAGAACCAGAAGACCUUUGGAGAAAUCCUCCACGAGAUCAUUAUCUCCAAGGAGCUGAGCAGCCUGAAAGACAAGCAGCAGAAUCAGACUCCUGGCUUUAUCAAACUCCAUGAUACUUAUUGCGUUCAGGGCUGCUACCCACCAGACCUCCUCAAAGCAUGGGAUGCCUUUGACCGACGUAAAGGAUCUGAGAACGACCGACCAGAUUUCUUUGAGAAAGAUCAGCUAUUCAUAAUCUUUGAAUUUGAGUUUGGAGGCGUUGACUUGGAGAACAGCAAUGGGAAAUUGGCAUCUUUAGUGGUGGCGAAGAGCGUGCUUCAUCAGGUCACCGCUGCGCUGGCUGUUGCCGAGCAGGAGCUGCAGUUCGAGCACAGGGACCUACACUGGGGAAAUGUGCUGGUAAAAACAACCAAGGAGAAGAUGGGGAGCUUCACUCUGGAUGGAACAGCUCACAGCAUAGAAACCAAAGGGGUGUUGGUCCGCAUCAUUGACUAUUCCCUCUCCAGGCUAGAAAUUGAUGACCUGACCGUGUCCUGUGACAUCUCCAACGAGGAGGAGCUCUUCAUGGGCCACGGAGACUACCAGUUUGAAAUCUACAGACUGAUGAGACAGGAAAACAGAAACGACUGGAGCAGCUACCACCCUCAUUCCAACGUGCUGUGGCUCCACUACCUGUGCUCCAAGCUGCUUUCCAUGAAAUACAAGAACGCAAGAGGGAGGGGUUGCAACGACGCCAGAAAGGAGCUCAGUGGUUUCUACGACAGCAUCCUCCAGUACAGCUCCGCCACAGACGCUCUGCUGAACUGCCCCAUGUUUCAGUAGUAUUGUAAGGACAGAGAACAUGACUGCAUGAAGCCUCACAGAAGGAUAACCGUGUGACCGUCUGUCAGGGGGGAAACGGUUUCUCUGCACACACAAAAAAAACUCAUCAGAAUGUACAUAGAGCACAUUAAAGUCAUUCACCAGUGAGCAGAA